ACGGCUGGACCCGACCCCGCCCUGCCGGCUAGGCUACCCUUCUCCCUCUCGCCUCCUGCGACCGUUCCACAUUUCUCUUCGUGCUCGUUCUCCACGCGGCGACGUCGCCAUCGCGGCAGCCGCUCCGCUCCCCACCCCACACCUCCUAUACGUAGGAAGCAGCUGCCGCGGCGCCCCCAAACCCUAACCCAUCCCUUCUACGCGCGCGCGCUGGUGAGCGCCUCCCUUCGAUCCGACCCCGCAGAUCGCCGGCGAUGGGAUCCAAGGACCAGGGCGGAGGGGCCGCCUCCUCCGGCGGUGGCGGGUUCUUCUCGUACAUGCGCAGCUGGGGCACCGCCGUGCAAAAUUCCGUCAAUGGGUUGCUCGGCUAUGAAGGGCUUGAAGUAAUUAACCCCGACGGAGGCAACGAAGAUGCCGAGGAAGAGGCUUUGAGGGGGCGAUGGAAGCAAGAGGAUCGUGAUAGUUAUUGGAAGAUGAUGAACAAGUACAUAGGAUCAGAUGUUACAUCACUUGUGACACUUCCAGUCAUCAUUUUUGAACCAAUGACAAUGCUUCAGAAAAUGGCAGAGUUAAUGGAAUACUGUGAGUUGUUAGACAAAGCAGAUCAGUGUGAGGAUCCAUACAUGCGUUUGGCAUAUGCUUCUACAUGGGCUGUUUCAGUCUACUUUGCGUACCAGCGUACAUGGAAGCCUUUCAAUCCGAUCCUCGGAGAGACUUAUGAGAUGGUCAAUCACCAGGGUAUUACAUUCCUUGCUGAGCAGGUAAGCCAUCAUCCUCCAAUGGGCGUUGCUCAUUGUGAGAAUGGACAUUUUACAUAUGACAUUACGUCUAAAUUGAAGACCAAGUUCUUGGGAAAUUCGGUGGAAGUUUACCCAGUUGGAAGGACUAGAGUGACACUUAAAAAAUCUGGUGUCGUGUUGGAUUUGGUGCCACCACUAACAAAGGUUAACAACCUGAUAUUUGGGCGCACUUGGGUUGACUCACCUGGAGAGAUGGUCAUGACAAACCUGACAACUGGAGACAAAGUUGUGCUGUAUUUCCAGCCGUGUGGCUGGUUCGGGGCUGGCCGAUACGAGGUGGAUGGGUAUGUGUACAGUGCAGCGGAAGAACCCAAAAUAAUGAUAACAGGGAAAUGGAAUAAGUCUUUGAGUUGCCAACCAUGUGAUCAAGAAGGCGAUCCUCUUCCAGGCUCUGAGCUAACAGAGAUCUGGAGAGUCGCUCCUACCCCACAGAAUGACAAGUACCAGUAUACACACUUUGCACACAAAAUAAAUAGCUUCGAUACAGCACCUAAGAAGCUGUUGGCAUCUGAUUCCCGGUUGAGGCCAGAUAGAUACGCCCUUGAAAAGGGUGACAUGUCUAAAUCUGGCGCAGAAAAGAGCAGGCUUGAAGAACAACAGAGAGCUGAGAAAAGAACUCGGGAGGCCAAGGGCGAGCAAUUCACUCCAAGAUGGUUUAACAUGACGGACGAAGUCGCCCCUACCCCCUGGGGUGACCUGCAGGUUUAUGAAUACAAUGGUAAAUACACCGAGCACCGGGCUGCCAUAGACAGCUCGAACGUUGGCGACGAGACAGAUGCCACUUCCAUCGGGUUCAACCCGUGGCAGUACAUUAGCUCAUCGUCCCAAUGAUUUCCCAUGGCCAAAAGCUACACAUAUUUAUUAUUGUUGUCUGAAAUGUCUCCAGGCCUUGCGCUGAUUAUGCAAUCAGCAGUUUUCGUGCCAUUGUAGUAUUGUGACUUUCCCCUUUCCUCUUCAUGCAACGAGUUUCCAGGAAGUGAAGUGAUGUUAUGUAUUUGAUGUAGUCUAUAUACUGUCGUUAAUCUAGCAGAAAUUGCAGAGUUUCUUAAGUCA
This is a messenger RNA of Phragmites australis (common reed), 1853 nucleotides long. RefSeq names its product oxysterol-binding protein-related protein 3C-like. Bases 255 to 1631 code for a protein of 458 amino acids. Lineage: Eukaryota; Viridiplantae; Streptophyta; Magnoliopsida; Poales; Poaceae. The transcript is spliced from 10 exons. Gene Ontology annotation, cellular component: membrane; cytosol; intracellular membrane-bounded organelle. Gene Ontology annotation, molecular function: sterol binding. The record is from RefSeq and is a predicted model, not a curated record.